This is a messenger RNA of Aphanomyces astaci, 923 nucleotides long. RefSeq lists its product as hypothetical. The coding region runs from base 141 to 776 and encodes 211 amino acids. Lineage: Eukaryota; Oomycota; Saprolegniomycetes; Saprolegniales; Verrucalvaceae. The transcript has a single exon. The record is from RefSeq and is a predicted model, not a curated record.
GGAAUACAUACUUUGCAUGUUGAUGCCGGACAAGUCACAGGCCGCCAAGCCUGGCACUACACCACCACGAAAACCAUCCCAGCAUUCUCCAUUGUCCAUUUUGACUUGUCCUUCUCACAACCCACUCCCCAACUUCCACGAUGCGCGCUGUCUUUGCUCUGGCUGCCACCCUUCUGACGGUGUUCGUGUCGGCCCAUGUGUCCAUCCAGCCCCCCACCGCCGUGGGCAACAAAAACGCCGUGACCGCCGUGCGAGUGCCGCAUGCGUACAAGGGCCACAACACGACCAACGUCACCGUGUUGAUCCCCAAGGGUAUCUUGUCCGUCAAGCCCCAGCAAAUGGCCGGAUGGCAAGUGAAACUUCAGUCCAAGCUCAACACCACCACCAACGCGUCAGUGGUUGAGGCCGUGACCUGGUAUGGAGGGAAUUUGCCCGACGAACUGUACCAAGACUUUGGGCUCCAAGUGCGCGUGGGGGAUCUUCCCGUGGGCACGGUCCUCUACUUCCCCGUCGUCCAGGAAACCACCAACGGCACGUUGCCGUGGACGUCUGUCCCCGACGCCAGUGGGAAAAUUCCCAACGCUGGGUACCCUGCGGCCAAGCUGACCAUUGUAAAUGCCACCACCACCGCGCCUUCGGCGACAAAUGCCUCGUCCAACCAAGCCAACACCCCGGCCGCCGCAGCCAAGUCGUCCUCUAGCGAACGCCACGCAGUUGCGUCGGGCUGCCUUGUCGCUGCUUUCGCGUCCCUUGCGUUGGCCGUGAGUGGCCCUUAAGCAAUGCGUCAAGAGUAUUUGGUGUCAAUAAUCCGCUUAAUGUUAUCCUGUACAUCUAUAUCCCCGUCGACCUUUUAUUGGGAUGCCUCCGAUUUACAGCUUGAAAGAUCCCUUCCAGACUUUGAGCGGCAAUUUUGAGCUGCAUAG